AUGGCCUGCACGACAGGGGGGCCACGACCGUCGGCCGGAAUUGAGAGCAUGCCCGACGAGCUGAUCAUUGCGAUUCUCCAUCUGGUGCCGACGGUGGACAUUGCCCGCACGGUGCAGCGGCUCGCGCGGCGGUUUUACCUGCUCAGCAACGAGCCGAAGCUCUGGCUGGCGCGCUGCCGGACGGACUUUGUGUACUGGACGGCGGAGAAGCGCGUGCGGCUGGACAAGGCCGGGCGGGCCAACACGGGUUCGUGGAAGCAGAUGUGGCUCAACCGGCAGCGCGGGGACGUCAAGUCGGCGCGGCACUUUGAAAAGGUGCUGCUGUCCAAGAAGCUGCGCAUGGCGCACCUGGAGGCGAUCUGUCGGCGCGGGCUCGAUGCCAAAGACUUUCUGCUGACGCAGUGCAGCGCGCCAGACGGAGACGACGUGCUGGCGCGGCGGUACUUUGCGCAGUCGGCGCUCUCGAGCAUCAACCGCGGGCUGGCCGUGGAGGAGUGGUGCAAGGUGCAGGUGCAGAUCGAGGGCUUUGGCCGUCUCGACCGGGCCCUCGGUGCCUUUGACAUGUUUGUGCUGCACGACGGGGACGAGGACAUGGACGGGAUCGAACGGAUGCUCGACGGACUGGCCGACGAGUUCCGGGCCGCGAACCCACGCCUAGCCACGAUGACGACGCGACAGACAGCUCUGGCUCUGCUGCAGUGGGUACGGUCCAAGGACCUGGUUGGGCUGGCACACUCGGCACGCUGCUUCCGAAACGUACGCAACUGUCUGAUCGGCCACGCGCUGACCGAGCCGGGGCACCCGUCGCUGCCGAUCGUGUCGAGCGUCAUCUACACGAGCCUGGCCACGCGCCUGGGGCUGCAGGCGUACUGCUGUGCGGUGCCGGGCCACGUGUACAGCACGGUGUUGGCGCGACGGGGCUCGACGGUAGACGGGACGCCGGUGGCCGAGGCCGUGUUGACGUCGACGUCUCCAGGCAUAUCUCCGGCCACGGCCACGGAUUCGGGGCCGGUCCUGGCCGACAACGGCGAGCGCAUGUUUCUAGACCCGUACAGCCACGGACAGGAGGUGCGGCUGGAGGCACUGCGCAGCACGAUCGUGCAGCUGGUGUGGGGAGCCGUGACGGAGAGCCGGGACAGCUUUCUGUUGCCGGCGCCGACCUCGGCGAUUGUGCUGCGGGUGGCACUCAACCUGGAGGCCAGCUAUGCGCAGGCGCGCGAGGUGAUGCCGGUGCUGGGCCACCACGACCAGGAGCACGUGGCAGCGGCACUGCAGCAACAGCAGCAGCAGCAGCAGCAGCAGCAGAGCCGCGAGCUGCUCUGGCUGCGGCGCGGCGACGAGGAGGCCAAUCUGGAGGCACUGCUGUACGCGACCACGUGGGUGGCCGUGUUGAUGCGGCCGAUCAGCAGCAUUGGCUGGCGGCGUCAUGUGGACCUGCUGCUGGCCCGUCUGGCCCGCCGCUACGGCGAGGACGCCUGGAUCGUCGAGCGCUAUCUGGUGCCGCUGUUCGACCGCCAUCAGCAGUAUCAGCGUCAGCUGCGCCAGCUGUAUGACUAUCCGCGGCGGGGCCUUUGGUCGGACGACGAGGACGAGGACCGAGGCCAGCACAACCAUCGCCGGUCGUCUCCCGAGAGCACCGGCGACUGGACCGAUCCCCGCGUCAUGGUCCGGCUGAUCCGCAAUCUCGACCAGCGGCUGCCUGAAGCCAGUCGACGCUACACCCAGGAGAUUUGUGCCAGCGUGCGCUAUCGUGUCGGUCAGGUCUUCCGCCAUCGCCGCUUCGGCUUUGUCGCCAUCAUCAACGGCUGGACCCUCAAUGAGUCCGGCCCGACGGCCUCACGGCGACCGGCAGCUGCAGCCGUGGCUGCCGUGGCAGCCAAGACACCUCCGGCCCACAACCGCCCGAAGCCUGCAUUUUACACCUGUCUGCGCGUCGGCGAUGACCGCUACGUGGUCGAGCAGAACAAUGUGGACAUCCUCACGGAUGCGUCGCAGAUCCCGCACGAGCUCUUCUUCCUGGCCGGCCAGCACUUUAAGCGGUUCGACGUGGACACGUGCACGUUUGUGUCCAACAUCCGGGAGUUUUUUCCAGAUGACUAA
Molecule: messenger RNA, 2100 nt
Organism: Grosmannia clavigera kw1407
Lineage: Eukaryota; Fungi; Ascomycota; Sordariomycetes; Ophiostomatales; Ophiostomataceae
Product: f-box domain containing protein
Exons: 1
Coding region: 1-2100 (699 amino acids)
Molecular function (GO): DNA binding; protein binding
Source: RefSeq, a predicted model, not a curated record